AGACAUCAAAUCAAUGGGCAUUGGUGAUGGUUCCUUUAUUAAGUUACCAAGAUUCACAUCAAAUCUUAAUUAUUUGACUUGAAGUUGGAUGCACUAAAGGUUGACUCAUUUUGUGUGGUAAUUACUAAUUAGUAUUUAAUAAUGAAGAGAUUUAUAAGAUUUCCUAAUCACUAAAAUGAUUAUUAACAGGCAAAUAUCUUUUGUGUAUCGAUAAUUUCAUCUCUUCCUCAUUCAAGAUUUGAUUUAAUUUUCAACCUUAACACAAAAUGGGGAACAAAAGCGUAGACGAGUAAUGGUGAUGACGAUGGCGAUUGGGUAGUGGGAAAAGGAAGACCCAAAAAUAAAGCGUGUAUUUUCCUGAUUUGAAAGAUUACGCCGAGAAUUCAGGGGAAUUACUCUCAAAACCAUACAUGUAGCCGCCUAGUGUCACAAUCACAAGGUGGAGGUUACACCACUACCCACCUUCCUCUUCAUUUCUACCUCUUUCCCUUUCUCUAAACACCUCCAUUUUCCCUUAAUUACCAGCUCCGAAUCCCCAACAAAAUUCACUCCUUUUUAUUUUUAUUUUUAUGUUUUUCUCUCUUUCUUCUCUCCAUGACCCCAUGAAGUCAUCAGCCUCCCUCUGUGAAGAUAGGGAGAGAUGCCUCAUCACCAACAUGGGAAGAUUCACUCCCUUGUUGUUUGGUUGUACCAGUGUCACCUUCAUUUUCAGCAUCUUCAUCCUCUUCUCUCCUCUCCCCCUUGCCCCCACAAUUCCCAAACAACUUCAUCAGGACGAUGAUCACACCACUCCCCUCAUCAAACCCCAUCAAAGUGAUGAAAGGUGUGACUUGUUCAAGGGUCAUUGGGUUCCGGACGAGAAAGGCUCUCCCUACACCAAUUGGAGCUGCACCACCAUACCAGACUCCAAGAACUGUUUCAAACACGGGCGGAAGGACACCGACUUUGUGAACUGGAGAUGGAAACCACAAGGCUGCCACCUUCCCAGGUUUGAUCCCGCCACCUUUUUCAGACUCUUUCAAGGCAAGAAACUCGCUUUCGUUGGUGACUCCGUCUCUCGCAACCACAUGGAAUCCCUCCUUUGUCUCUUGUCUCAGGAAGAAGUUCCAAGGGAUAUAUACAAGGACUCGGAAGACCGGUUUCGAACAUGGUACUUUCCUAGACAUGAUUUCACCCUGAUGAUCCUCUGGAGCAAGUUCCUGGUUGAAGGUGAGGAGAGGAUGAGCAAUGGGACGGCCUCUGGUGUUUAUGAUUUGUAUCUUGACAAAAUAGAUAACAGCUGGGCACAAAAGGUUCCGGAAAUUGACUUUGCUAUCAUCUCCAAUGCACACUGGUUCUUCCGACCAAUGUACCUGCACAAAGGUGGCAAAGUGAUGGGAUGUGUAUACUGCAAUGAAGAAGGUGUCGAGGAAGUUGGUGUCGGGUUUGCUCUUAGAAUGGCCUUUAGAGCAGCAUUCGAGUACAUAAAUGGUUGUGAGAAGUGCAAGGGUAUGGUGACAUUGUUGAGGACAUUCUCACCAGCCCAUUUUGAGAAUGGUUCUUGGAACACUGGAGGAGGCUGCUCAAGGACUAGUCCUCUGGGUGAAGGAGAGGUUGACUUGGCAAGUUUUGAGAGGCAACUUGGGAACAUACAAGUAGAAGAAGUGGAAAGAGCAAAAAGGGGAGGAGACAUGCGGGUGGUUAAGUUUGGAGCUUUGGAUGUGACUACAGCCAUGCUAAUGAGACCUGAUGGUCACCCUGGUGCUCACUGGGGUAACAAAUGGAUGAAGGGCUACAAUGACUGUGUCCAUUGGUGCUUGCCCGGGCCGAUCGACGCCUGGAAUGAUAUUUUGUUGGCAGUUCUUGUAAGAGAGGCUGGUUGAUUCUAGGUGAAGGGUCUGCGAUAUGUGUAUGAUUCUUUUUAAAGAAUAAGAUAGCAUAUACAAUACAGGUGCGAAUAAGUAAUAACAUAGAGAUGUGGUCAUUUUUUGAGUUAAUGGUUGGUUUAACCAAAUCAGCAUGCAAUGCAACCAAUGGAGCAAUAAAAUAUUUGAAAGGGAUGCUUCGUUUUGUCCUCUUAUCAAUAUGAAUGCUUUUUGCCUUUGUAAGACAA
Vitis riparia (riverbank grape) is the source of this 2092-nucleotide messenger RNA. Its product is annotated as protein ALTERED XYLOGLUCAN 4-like. Gene Ontology annotation, cellular component: Golgi apparatus. The coding region runs from base 570 to 1862 and encodes 430 amino acids. Gene Ontology annotation, molecular function: O-acetyltransferase activity. The transcript is spliced from 3 exons. The record is from RefSeq and is a predicted model, not a curated record. NCBI's taxonomy places the organism in Eukaryota, Viridiplantae, Streptophyta, Magnoliopsida, Vitales, Vitaceae.